AUGAACAUAAACAUUGUGAGCUUUUUUUUCAAUAAAAUGGACUACUGUAUUAUGAUAAUUUUAUAUUCAUUCUUUAUAAUUACUUACGAAUAUGCAAAUUUAUUUUCUACAUGUGAUGAAAAUAUAAAAAAAGCUGAAAUAAAUAAAAAUUCUUAUACUAGUGAUUGUGAACGAUACGAGGAGGAAAUUAAUGGAAAUAUUAAAGAACAAUUCAAAGAGAAAUGUCCUCAAACAUUUUCUUAUCUUAAUGAAAUUCAGACAAUUAAACAUAAUAAUAGCAACCUAUACGAAGCUCAUUGUGUAUACUUGUAUUAUUUUCUAUACUAUUCUUAUAAAGAAAAAGGUAAGAAUGGUACAGAAAUUAAAAAUCCUUUUAAUGAAUUGAUUAGAGUAAAUAAUGAGCACCAAGAUGCUCAAUGCACUAACUUUAGGGGUAUUACAAUUUCAGAUGAUGAAAUAUUAAAACUUAAAGAUAUACAUGACAUGUAUACUGAACUUAAUAAAAUAAAUAAUAUAACUGAUGAAUGUAAUAAUAUUUGUCAUUGUGCCAAAAAGUGUGCCCAAACAUAUGAAAAGUAUGUGGAAACUUGUAAUUAUAAUAAUAUCCCAUAUUUUUGUACAGAAUUAUUAAAUAUAAAAAAACAAUAUGAUGCAAAAAUGAUAAACAAAGUAUGUGAACCUGGAAUCCCCAGAACUCUACGUUCGUUUAAAAGCUAUAACAUAAUAACCCUUAUAUUAAUUCCAAUUUGUAUAACUUUAGCAAUUUCUUCAUUUUUAUUUUUCCUAUAUAAGGUUAAUAAUUAUGUUACGUACGUAAGUUUAUACAGCAAUAGUUUUACGCCAUACGGUUCAAGCUUUCGAUGUUCAGCUAUAAAUAAGAGAAAACAAUAUAAUAAUAUAGAUAAAGAAAUAAAUAUACAGGAAUUAUCUGAAAACUCCCUUUGUAGUUUUAGAAAAAAUGGUUAUCAUAUAUUAUAUAAAUCUACCUAA
This is a messenger RNA of Plasmodium gonderi, 990 nucleotides long. RefSeq names its product variable surface protein. Bases 1 to 990 code for a protein of 329 amino acids. Lineage: Eukaryota; Apicomplexa; Aconoidasida; Haemosporida; Plasmodiidae. The record is from RefSeq and is a predicted model, not a curated record. The transcript is spliced from 3 exons.